CUCUCCCUCCCACUGUCAAGUCUCCACCUCAUUUCCUUCACCAGUCACACACAGACUUUCACUCAUCUGGCUUCAUGUUGCUGUGAUUUCUGCUUCUAUAAAGCUCCGUGUGACUCGUGUUGGUCAUGGAGGAGGCACUGCCGAUUGAUUUGACCUACAUCACAGAACGGAUCAUCACUGUAGUGUGUCCCAGGGAGUGCUCAGACGACUCCUACCUGCACAACCUCAGUCAGAUUACACAUAUGCUGCAUUCAAAACAUGGGCACAACUACAUGUUCAUUAAUCUCUCAAACAGGAAUGAUCCGUUCAGCAGAUCACCCCAAAAGGUUGUGGACACAGGCUGGACAGACCAACUGGCUCCAAACCUCGACCAGAUCAUCAACGUGUGCACAGCCAUGGAGAACUGGCUGCACAGGCAUCACAAGCAUGUGCUGGUGCUCCACUGUCGGGGAGGGAAAGGCUUGAUUGGAGUUUUGCUGGCUUCCUACAUCCAUUUCAGCAACUUGUCUUCCAGUGCAGACCUUUCGUUGGACCAUUUUGCCAUGAGAAGAUUCUUUCACGACAAACUUGCCCCUCUGAUGACCCCCUCCCAGAAAAGGUAUGUGUGGAUGCUCGGGAGCAUGCUCAAGGGGGGGCUAAGGAUGUGUCCCAAUCCGUCCUUCCUCCUGUGUGUGGUUCUGCACAGUCUGCCCAAAAUAAGGCCAGAUGGAGGAUGCAGUCUUUUUCUGCGUGUUUAUCAAAGCCUGCAGGCGGUGUGCACGUCUGCUGUCUUUCACGUGAAUGCGGCUCAGACAGACCGGCUUUACUUCGUGCUCCAGCCUGCCCAGCUGCUCAAGGGAGAUAUUAUGGUCGUUUGCUAUGACAAAAACUGGCGUCUAUCGACCCGUCAGGUUGUGUUUCGGCUGCAGUUCCACACGGGCCUGGUGCACGGACCGUCUCUCACGUUCUUUAAAGCCGACUUGGACUGUGCCAGUGAAGAUCCCUGUUUCCCAGAAAAUGGAAAAGUGGAGUUGUUCUUUUCAGACAGCCCUGAGAAGAUAGCAGGCAGAGAGCUGUGGCACAACGGGCGCUCGGUGACAGUGGACUACGACACUCUGGAUCCUGUGGUCAGACGCGACUCCUACCAAGACACAGGCUCCUCAUCGAAUGGCGGGCUAUAUGCGAAAGUGAGGAAGACCAGCUCUAAAGAAUCCUCUUCAUUCACCCUGUCUCCCAGUCCUCUCAGCUGUACAGAGCGCUUCCCUUCCGGUAGCAGUGACUCCGGCCUGUCAGUGGCCUCCCACGGCCCAACCAGGACUUCUCAGUGUAGAUCAUAUAAACUUGGAAAAUUUGGAUCGUGUUUUCCGGAUUUGGAGCUGGCCCAAUCGUCUUUACGGGCCAUGACUGAACUGACGUUGUCCAGUGGGGGAGAGGGGGAGAUCGGUGACGAGUCUGGUUUGGGACACACUGUAAAUGGUGAAACUUCAUCCACCGAGCGAGAGACGGACAUUUUGGAUGACGAGGAUGAACGGCAAUCCGCUUUGGAGAGGCCUAGCUCUAGUAGCAUGUGCUCGCUGUCUUCUGAGGAGAGGCCAGUCCAAAGUGAAGAAGAAUCAGCUCAAUCCUGGGUCCACCAACAGCAGCAGCGGAUAGUUAGCGCUGCGGUUACAAGGGACAUAGCUGGAGAUCACAAUGUUACUGAGAGAAAGGAUGACAAAGCUUGUUUCAUAGCUCCGGAUGCACCCGUUAGGGGGUCCAGCAGCAGGGAGGCAGUUCAGAGGGGCUUACAAGAUGAUGGAGCAGACAACACACAGCCCUCGUGCCAAGAUGAAGAGUUAGCAUCUUUAGCCACAGAUAUCGACGAGUCAAUAGAACAGUUGAACCAGCUUAUCUUGGACUUGGACCCCACUUUUGUUCCUGUCCCAACAAAGUGUUCCCCCCUGUCCCGGUCAGCUUCACUCCACAGCAACGGCCUGAGCCACAAAGGACUGAAACAUCUCACAGGGUGGACGCAGCAGAAGCAGUUCAGUGAUGUGACAGACUACUGCGGGAACCAUAGUCCUGAGUGGAGGAUCCAAACGAGCUCCCCGUCUUCGCUCUGCAGUCCCUCGUACACAACACAGCAUGGGAAUCUCUACAAAACCAACAGUGUGGACUACGCUGGACAAACACUCCCCAAUGACCUGGUCCCACCAACCCCGGCCUUCCCCGUGUCCCCUACAACGCCCUAUGUGAAACAGUUCUCUGAGUUUUCCCAGAUUCGGAGUGGUGGGCAGUGGGACCAGCACAUCUGGACACAAGAUUCCCGGAGUUUCCUGGACAGUAUGAACCAUGGCAGCGGAGCCAUAGACGGAGACGUGCCCUCUGCUUCCUGUCAGAGGAUCUUUGGUUCUAUGUACUCAGUGUCGUCCAACAGUCCCCUCCCCCACACAGACAGUUCCACAUCUCCUCCAGUCUGGCAGGACCGAAGCCCAAACUCCUUAAACUCUCCACGUCCCUCACAGUCAUCUCCCCCUCUGUCCCUCAACUCCCCCAAAGCUCACAGCUCUCCCCGGGGGGCUCUGAAGUUUCUGGGGGGCAGACAGACAGACAGCACUGACCUCUCCUCUCUGUUGGGGAAUGGCAGCCUGGAGCACAGCUUGCUAGAGGCCAUGGAGGGCUUGGAGGGGCUGGGUUUGAUUGGGGAUGCAGGAUUGCCCCCCCUGUUGCCUGAGAAGAGGAGGGCGGGCGAGGUGAGCGACUUGGGAUCACGCUCUCCCUCUUUAAGCGGGUUCUCCAGCCCUCACAGCGGCAGCAGCCUCAGCCUCCCCUUCUCCUCCUCCAUGAGUCCAGACCCGCUCCGAGGUCUGGGAGGGGCCCCGUCACCAGGACCAGAAUUCGGCAGUAAGCAAGACACUGUGAAGUUUGUUCAGGACACAUCCAAGUUCUGGUACAAGCCUGACAUUUCACGAGACCAAGCUAUCGCCCUGCUAAAGGACAAAGAGCCAGGUUCUUUCAUUGUCAGAGACAGUCAUUCAUUCCGUGGGGCAUAUGGGCUGGCGAUGAAGGUGGCCACGCCCCCUCCUUCAGUGGUGCAGCAGAGUAAAAAGGCUGGAGACCUGUCCAAUGAGCUGGUCAGACACUUCCUGAUCGAGUGCACACAAAAAGGAGUCCGUCUCAAAGGCUGUCCAAAUGAGCCCUACUUUGGAAGCCUCACAGCUCUUGUGUGCCAGCAUUCCAUCACCCCUCUGGCUCUGCCCUGCAAACUCAUCCUGCCCGACAGAGACCCAAUGGAGGAGCUGAAUGACUCAAGUCCACAAACAGCAACAAAUUCAGCAGCAGAACUUUUAAAACAAGGAGCAGCAUGUAACGUGUGGUACCUGGGCUCCGUGGAGUUGGAGUCUCUGACUGGUCUGCAGGCAGUUCAAAAGGCCACCACAGUGACACUGGCCAAGGACCCCCCUCCUCCCUCCACUGUGGUCCACUUCAAAGUGUCAGCGCAGGGCAUCACGCUCACGGACAACCAGAGGAAGCUGUUCUUCAGGAGACAUUAUGCCGUUAACACCGUCAUCUUCUGUUCUCUGGAUCCACAGGGCAGAAAAUGGAAACGAAACAGCGGGUCCACAGCUAAGAUCUUUGGGUUUGUAGCGAGAAAGUCCCAGAGCGAGACAGAAAACAUGUGCCACCUGUUUGCAGAGCACGACCCCGAGCAGCCGGCGAGCGCCAUUGUCAACUUUGUGUCUAAGGUCAUGAUUGGGUCACACAAGAAGUGAAGCUCCAGAACCAGGACCUGCCCCUGAAUGAUGCAAAAAGAACCGUGGCAUGCACACUCCAGCACUUGUUCUUCUGUUCAUCCUGCAAAAUCACGCUUUCUACUGACUGCACUGCAGGAUUCUGCCACUAGAUGGAGCUAAGACUGUCAUAAUAAAGUCCUGCACACAGAUGUGGAUUUCAAAAGAGAAGAUUGUAUAUUUGAAGAGUUAUGAUAUGAAUGCACGUAAGCUACUUACAUUAUGUAUUAUUUGUCACAUAAUAUUCCAUUUCCCUUUUUAAUUUGAACAUAUUCUGAACAUAUUGGAGAAUGAAAAUGUAAAUCCAAAGAUUUUACUGGUGAAACUUUUUUUUUUUUUAAUCUUUGAACAGAAUGGAUUUGAAAUGUUUCCACAGGACAAAGGGUGGACGUCUUGUAUAUGAAAUAUGUUUUGUGAUGUAUUUAUCUGUUUUACAGAGGUGUAAGUCUUCCCUAUAUUACCCUAUUAUAUAUAUUUUUGUAUAUUAACUUGUGUACAUUAUUAAUAAAGUCACUAUACUUAA
Periophthalmus magnuspinnatus is the source of this 4272-nucleotide messenger RNA. RefSeq names its product tensin-3 (gene tns3.2). The coding region runs from base 126 to 3731 and encodes 1201 amino acids. The transcript has 27 exons. Lineage: Eukaryota; Metazoa; Chordata; Actinopteri; Gobiiformes; Gobiidae. The record is from RefSeq and is a predicted model, not a curated record. Gene Ontology annotation, molecular function: protein binding.